AUGCCCUCCGUGCAUGUACCUACUUUGAGCACGAUAUCCUCAUCUGCCAAAAGUGGCACGACUUUGAGCUGGCAGAACAAGUUGCCGAGGCUCUGGCCGCUGAAGAACUCCCCGCCUGUUUUCAAUGCCCUAGUCUGGUACAAGCCUGACGGCAGCCCGUUGGACGAUCCCGCCCUCAACACCAUCAUCCAAGAGCGCAUCAGCCGCAAGGUCGGGGCGGACGACAUUGUCGUUGUCGGCGGCUCGCCGUUUUAUGAAAACAACGAGUGGUUCGUCCACGGCACCAAGGCCUACUCGUUUGUUGUCGACUGGUUUUUCGGCGCCGUCGGUGGCCACAAGCCGGACCCCAGUUACGAUCCCAGCCCUGCCCUCAAAGCCGAUCUUGAUGCCCUCCCACAAGGCCCCCUUCCGACCCUCAUUGUCUUUGAAAAGCUUCCGCAAGGCUUUGACAACACCCGCCUCAACGGCGCCUUUUCGACGCGCAGCUCGCCAAGCUGCGGUCGCGUCGCCGCCUAUGAUCCUGUGAUACGUCUCUUCUACGAGAUUGUCCUCCGCAAGGCCGUCGAGUACGGCCUCCUCACCGAGGCCGAGGCCCAGGGCGAACUCUCAGACGAAGAGUUUGCCGCGUGGGCCGCCGCUGGCGCCGACCCAGGGAACCUUCGUAGUCUCGUUGGCGACGACCCGACCCCGAUCACCAUCGCCCGCGGCGACAAGGUCGCCGAGCUCCUCGGCCCCAACUUUGUGCCGACCUAUCAGCACUACCUCAACAACCCG
Molecule: messenger RNA, 774 nt
Organism: Thecamonas trahens ATCC 50062
Lineage: Eukaryota; Apusomonadida; Apusomonadidae
Exons: 1
Source: RefSeq, a predicted model, not a curated record